ACAGACGGACGGGGACUUAGUUUUCGGCGGCCGUGAGGUUAGAAAGACGUUCGUGUUUAACUCGAGCCAAACACUGCGACUUUCACGUGGUUGAAAGUGGCAAAACGCCCGAUGGGAACCAAUGGAGCGGACGUGCACAAUCUCCGUGUCCGCGUCCACAAAGACACCUUGGCAAGGAUUUGCUGAGGAAGGCGAUUCUGCCGGGUGGGCACACGGGAUGUUCAAAAGUCCCCUCAAAACUUCCCCAAGGAAGUAACGUGCGACUGCGGUUGGUGCAGUUCAGUACUUUGCUGGAGCGUGUCUGCCUGCGCUGUGUACUUGGCUAGCUAGCAUUUACUGGAGUGGAGUUUAGCACAUUGCAAGUGUCGUUUAUUUAGCAUUGCGUUGUGUAUGUAUUCCAGUGCGCUGCGCUGCGCUGCGUCGUCGUCGUGCGAUUUCGGUUAGUGCCGGGUAGCGUGUUUGGACCGCAGUACAAUAGUUUAGUUUUACAAAAAGUGUUGUUGAGUGGAGUCUCGAGUAGUUUCAUUUAGUGCAGUUAAGGUUAGCGUCGUGUAGUCCAGUGUACUUUACAUAACGGACUGGUGUAGUUUGGUGUUGCGAUGGAUGAAGUUGUCUAGUUUAUCAAAAUGAUGUGGAAUUCGGUGGCACGCGGGGGGCGGGGGCGGGGGCGUCACGUGACCUCGCGGAAGUCGUGGCUUUGUGAUAGCGACAAGGUCUCUGUGACAGUUGCCAUGGUGACCCCGCACCUUGGCAUGAUUGGCGUGUGGAAAGGAUCCGCAUCUCAAUGCUAAUGCUAAUGCUAAUGCAGCGAGCUGCUCAGCAAGCGGACGGCGGCGCCAGCGACGCCGUGGACACCCUGAGCCACUCCCUGGCGCUGGUUCAGCGUCUGGAGGCGCUCCUGCUGCAGGGGAACGGCAGCGACGUGACGCUGCGGGUGGAGACGCCCAACGCCGACGAGGUGAAGGUGAUGGCGGUCCAUACGCUGGUUCUGUCGCUCCAGAGUCCGGUCCUGGGGGACAUGCUGCGGGACCGAAACGGCAGCACGCUCACGCUGCGCGAGACCCCUGAGUGCGCCGGUGUCUUCGAAAAGUUCAUCAGGUACCUGUACUGCGGCGACCUCUCCCUGCGACUGGAGCAGGCCACCCCCCUGCACCGCCUGGCCACCAAGUACCAGGUGGAGACACUGCAGCGGGGUCUCACCCGCUACAUGACGCUCAACCUGGCCCGCGAGUCACCCUCGGGUCACGUGGCGGGAUGGUACGAAUACGCGGCGGAGGCCGGUGACGUGGCGCUGCGGGACAGCUGCCUCCAGUACCUGGCCUGGAACCUGUCCUCGGUUCUGCAAAGCGGCGAGUGGACCGGCCUUAGCUUCCGGCUGCUGAUGACGCUACUGCGCCGGUCUGAUUUGGUUCUACACAGUGAGACGGAGCUCUUCGCCGGGUUGGAGGAGUGGAUUUCCCACAACCGUCCCGACGGGCUUACGGCAGAGAACGCGCUGAGGGCGGUGCGCUACGCCAUGAUACCGCCUCGAGAGCUCUUCCGUCUCCAGACCCAGUCGGCGGUCCUCGCCCGCUACGGGGAGUCGGUGCGGGAUCUGCUCUACAUGUCCUACCAGUUCCACGCCGCCUCCCCCGUGCACAUGGCCAAGUACUUCGACGUCAACUGCAGUCUCUUCGUGCCCAGGAACUACCUGGCCCCACUGUGGGGGUCUUCCUGGGCGGUGGGCAACCCCACCCGGGAUGACCGCAGCACCAGCUUCCAGACGCAGCUCGGGCCCAGCGGUCAUGACGCCAACAAGCGGGUUACCUGGAACGUCCUGUUCUCGCCCCGCUGGCUGCCGCUCAGCAUGAGGCCCAUGUACACGGAGGCGGGCGCCAUGCAGCCCACGCGGGUCGAGGGCGGGCGCCCCCGCGUCAUCGUCACUCCCGCCACCUCCAGCGCCGACUUUGCCGGCGUGAGCUUCCAGAAGACGCUUCUGGUUCUCGCGGAGCAGCGGGGUCGGCUGAUGGUCAAGCACGUGUACGACUUCCACCAGAGCACCGAGGAGAACGGCGACUUCCUCGCCGACGCGGACCUGCACCGCCGGACCUCCGAGUACCUCGUGGACGGCUCCCUGAUGCUCCACGUGGUCGUCAAACCCCUGUAUCAAACCCUGGUCGCCGGCAAGAACUGAUCGCGCUCACAUGCCAAUCGUAACCGAAGCUUCCCGUGCCCGCUCGCGUAGACCGUCCGUCACCCGGCCGGCGAUAGGCCGCGGAGGCAUCCUCGUUGUCUUUAAUCCAAAGGGCUUUUUUUUUGUCUUCUGAUAUGUAAAUAUCCAAAAGUUCAAAUGUGCACCAAGAGCGGUCGCCAACAAAACGCUCCUCGGUCGGCCGCACCUGCUAACGACCUCGAUGGCGGCACUGCGACCGCCCCCAAAUCUACACGUAAAAAGAGAAAGGCGGCCGACGCCAAAGUCCGGUCGCCCCCGGUCCACCUCUGCUAUUUCUUUCAUGUGGAAUUCAGGCGCAUUUGCAGUUUUUGUCGAGAGAAGCCGCAGCGUGUCAGUCAUUUGCCUCGCGCUGCCGGCUCGUCGGCUGAGGCUCGGCCGGCUUUUGGAGAGGAUUUCGUGUACCUCUGGAAACAUCGAGGCGUCAAGCUGAAAAUUGCAAAGUUCCCCUCGAAGUGACGCCGCCGGUAGAAUUUCAGAACCAACGAAGCGCACGGCGUCGGUCGUCUGACAAACACAA
Syngnathoides biaculeatus (alligator pipefish) is the source of this 2729-nucleotide messenger RNA. It is a transcript of the gene btbd17a, whose product is annotated as BTB (POZ) domain containing 17a. The coding region runs from base 785 to 2173 and encodes 462 amino acids. Gene Ontology annotation, molecular function: protein binding. The transcript is spliced from 4 exons. NCBI's taxonomy places the organism in Eukaryota, Metazoa, Chordata, Actinopteri, Syngnathiformes, Syngnathidae. The record is from RefSeq and is a predicted model, not a curated record.